Molecule: messenger RNA, 8382 nt
Organism: Syngnathoides biaculeatus (alligator pipefish)
Lineage: Eukaryota; Metazoa; Chordata; Actinopteri; Syngnathiformes; Syngnathidae
Product: helicase ARIP4-like
Exons: 24
Coding region: 951-5453 (1500 amino acids)
Cellular component (GO): nucleus
Molecular function (GO): ATP hydrolysis activity; ATP-dependent chromatin remodeler activity; ATP binding
Source: RefSeq, a predicted model, not a curated record
AGUUACAUUAUCUGGAAAAACAACAUUUGCGCAUUUGACCGAAGCCUGAUGAUUUAUAACGCAAACAAACAGGAUGACAAUUUUGCGAGCAGGCCUUUCGCAGGGAAUGAAUGAGCCAGGCGGGCACGAGCAGAAUGACUCAACCAGCGUUGACUUUGGAAAAAAAAAAAAGGCCAUGACGAAUGGAGGCAGGUGCGAAAAUCAUCUCAGUGCGGUGCAGUCGAGCGAAGGGAGCGACGGCCUGAAACAAUGACGGUGCUUUGCGUGCAACGCCUUGCUUGAAAACCAACAUCCUUGUCAAUCCGUGGCACUUAUGCAUCGUCACAGGGUCGUCACCAGCAAAUCAGAGGGCGCGCCUUGAAAGCAACAACACCGAUGGACAUUUUGGUCUUCAAUCAACCUGACGUAUGUUUUGGCCUGUAGGGGGAAGCUGGAGUGCAUGAAAACAUUCGACAACAUUCCACAUUGGAAGCGAGGCCAAAGACAAGAUUCGAACAUGGAGCAAAUAUCAGACCUGGAGCCACACAUGCAUGUAAAAUGCGGUUAUUAAAUCAAAUUGAAAUCCAAUAUUUACGUGCUCUUAUUCGCUCUGAUCACGCACGCGCACAACGUGAAUGACCAUCGCAGUAGACCCUGACAGUAUGCAACAUUCUGCACGCUUUUGGAAUAAAAGUAACGGAAGCAUUUGACAGCACGCCGCUUGGGUGGCAUUCUUUGGUUUGCCUGUGCACUUCCGGAACUUUCCUUGCAGUGUUUGUGUGGAGGGCAGGCAGGAGGAGGGCUGGCCAACCUCCUCUCGUAACAACAAACUGAUGAAUGACUGAAAGAAAGCCCACAAGGCUUCCAGCUCCCCGCGUUUACUCGUCUUUUGUUUGGAACGGAAUCGCAAUUGAGCACAAGGAGGAGGGCCGGCAGGCUAUCUUGCGGGCAUGCUGAGGUAGCACAACAGGAUGUCUGAUGAAGAGGACCAGCAGCAGCAGCUGAAUGAGCGCAAACACCUCCCCGAAAUCUGCCACAUCAAUGAUGAAGAGGCAGAGUACGAUGGGGAUGAUGAUGAUGAUGAUGAAGAACACCAGGAGAUACGUGAUCAGUCACACAGCGCCUCCUUCAGCUCAGAGAAUGAGGCUCAGGGAGGCGACCCCGCAGCAUGGGAGUGCACCCCUCCACACUCUACCUCACCUUCAGGGGGGACGGCAGCCAACGCUACCCCUUCACAGCCCGCUUCAGGACCCCACUCUGGAGUCUCCAGCCAAAGCACCACACCUCCCUCCACCCUGACAGGAAGAGGGAGUAGGACCUCAAAACCAUCGCACAUGAGACGUAACAUUAGGAAGUUACUGAGGGACCAUCAGCUGGAAGCAGUCACUAAAACUGCUCAGCAGGAGGAGCUACAGAGAAGGCAACGUCUGGAUCACCAGAGAAAGCAAGAUUUGUCUAUACCACUGCUGCCUGAAUAUGAAACUGAUGAUGUAACAAAGCAUGUGUCAACAUCAUCAUCUUCAUCAUCAGUGUCACAGCAGGAGUUGAGACAGGAAGUCAUCCGCCUGGAGUCCAGUAGCACCGAUACUUGCCAGGACGUCAAUACCAACUUACGUUCCUCCACGACUGAGCGCAUACACACAGAAGGUGCAAUUAAUCUAAGCCAGGGAGAGUACAACGCUAUCAGCCGAGACUCCGCCCACCAUGAUAUAGAGCUUCAGCAAAGUGGCAUGCACGUCAACGACGACUUCAAUCGCCCGGAUAAACAAGGACGGGUGCUUGUUAACUUGAACCAUCCGGCAACAGAAAAGGACAUUUUCCUGUCACCUCAGCUGGCACGAGCUGUAAAACCUCACCAGAUUGGUGGAAUUCGUUUCCUGUACGACAACCUGGUGGAGUCGGUGGAGCGUUUUGGCAGCAGCAGUGGCUUUGGCUGCAUCCUGGCCCACUGCAUGGGCCUAGGCAAAACACUGCAGGUCAUCUCCUUCAUUGACGUCCUCUUCAGAUACACAAAGGCCCACACCGUGCUCACCAUCGUCCCUGUCAACACGUUGCAGAACUGGCUGGCAGAGUUUAAUUUAUGGGUCCCGCACUCUGAGGCCUUGCGUCCAGAUAGCGACCAUGGCGUUGUGAGGCCUCGCACCUUCAAGGUUCACAUCCUCAAUGACGAACACAAAAACACAGCAUCCAGGGCCAAGGUGGUAGAGAACUGGGCCCAAGAUGGAGGUGUGCUGCUGAUGGGCUAUGAGAUGUACCGCCUCUUGUCGCUCAAGAAGAACUUUGUGUCCGGACGAAAGAAGAAAAGCAAGAAAACUGCAGGCCCUGCCGUCAUCGACAGAGAUGAGGAGGACCGGCAGCAGAAGUUGCUCAAAGCUAUCGAGAAAGCCUUGGCCAAGCCUGGUCCUGACGUAGUGAUUUGUGAUGAGGGCCAUCGCAUUAAAAACUGCCAUGCCAGCACCUCUCAGGCCCUGAAGAAUAUCCGAACCAAGCGCCGCCUGGUUCUGACAGGAUAUCCACUCCAGAAUAACCUGAUCGAGUACUGGUGCAUGGUUGACUUUGUUCGACCCGACUUCCUUGGCACACGGCAAGAAUUCAGUAACAUGUUCGAACGUCCCAUUCUGAAUGGGCAGUGUGUGGACAGCACACCGCAGGACAUCCAGUUGAUGAGGUACAGGAGCCACGUCCUGCACAGCCUACUGGAGGGCUUCGUACAGCGACGAGGCCACGAUGUGCUAAAGGACCAGCUGCCAUCCAAAGAGGAGCAUGUGAUCCUGGUACGCAUGUCUCCACUGCAAAGGGCGCUCUACACAGAGUUCAUGAACCGCUUCAGAGAGGCGGGAAACACCGGCUGGCUCAGCCUCAAUCCACUCAAAGCUUUCUGCGUAUGCUGCAAGAUUUGGAAUCAUCCAGAUGUGCUCUAUGAAGCCUUACAAAAGGAAAACCUGGCAAGUGACCAGGACUUAGACCUUGAUGAUGUCACCUCAGCUGCACCGACACAAUGCCCCACUGCAACCAAUCAGAAGCCAAAGUCCCAGGAAAACCCAAACCCCAUCGGAGGACUGAGUCUCAACCAGUUGCAGGAGAGGGCCAAUCAGGUCAUCACAUAUGAAUGGGCCAAAGACAUAAUGUGCGAUUACAAGCCCGGCAUCCUGGAAAAUUCUGCAAAAAUGGUGCUGCUGUUCCACCUGAUUGAAGAGAGCGUUGCAAAGGGAGAUAAACUCCUUGUUUUCAGUCAGAGUUUGUCAACUCUUACUGUGAUUGAGGAUUUCCUGGCCAAGAGACCAGUACCUCGUUCUCCCAGCGGCUCUCCUAGAGACGCAGGCAGCCAGAACUGGGUCAGAAAUGUCAACUACUACAGACUGGAUGGAAGCACAACCACCUCAGAGCGAGAGAGAUUAAUUAACCAGUUCAACAAUCCCAGCAACACUUCAGCGUGGGUCUUCCUGCUGUCAACCAGGGCAGGUUGUCUGGGAGUGAACCUGAUCGGAGCGAACCGUGUGGUGGUUUUUGAUGCCUCAUGGAACCCGUGCCAUGACGCCCAGGCCGUGUGCCGUGUCUACCGCUACGGUCAGAGGAAGGCGUGUCACAUCUACAGGUUGGUGUGUGAUUUCACGCUUGAGAAGAAGAUCUACGACCGCCAGAUCUCCAAACAGGGCAUGUCCGACCGAGUGGUGGACGAUUUGAAUCCUGUCCUGGCCUUCACCAGGAGGGAGGUGGAAUCUCUUCUCCAUUUUGCUGAAGAAGAGCCAGAGCUCUGCCAAAUUCAGUUGCAGCAUCAAGAGAGCAUGGAUUGCGUCCUAGAUAAGGCGUUGUGCCUCUUCCCACACCUCAUUACCAAGCAACCAUUCCCCCAUGAGUCUCUGCUCAUGGACCGCAGAGAGAUGAAGCUGAGCACUGCUGAGAAGAAGGCAGCAAAAAAAGGUUACGAGGAGGAGAAGAGGGCAUCUGUGCCAUACACUCGUCCUUCCUACGCUCACUACUAUCCGGCCAGUGACCAGAGCCUCACCAACAUUCCUGCAUUCAGCCAGAGAAACUGGCGACCACCUCAUGCUGAAGACAAGCCAGUAGCCAAUGUCCGACCAGUCCACUCUGCUCCAGUUGCCACCAUACCUCGACAGCCGUCUGCAGGUUCUGCUCCAACGUCCAAAGACUCAUCAGUGUCCAGCCAUGGAGGUUUUCCUGUCACCUGCUUGCAAAAAGCUGGAGUGUUUGUGCAGAAGAUCAUUACUACAACAGAUAUGGUGAUUCCUGGGACCAACAACGCAACAGAUGUCAAGGCCAGAAUCACAGCUGGAGAGAGCAUCCAUGUCAUUAGGGGCACCAAAGGGACAUACAUCAGGACAUCAGAUGGACGAAUAUUUGCUAUCAGAGCAGCCAGCAAGCCCAAGAUGUCAGAUGAGACUAUUACAAGAUCACACAAAGCCCCUCAAGUCUCUGCAGAGGAGCAGCCAACUACUGGUUCUAAUGAUUACCCGUCACCUGACCAACAGCAGCCAGUAACUUCUGAGAGUUUGCCCCGCCCCCUCUCUCCUGACAGCCCAGAGAUACUGAGCGAGUUGCAGCGCUACACUGCAGGUACGGGAAGCCAGCCGGAGAAGGUGGAUGGGAGCAACGUGUACAAACUGCCUUCAGCUAAACUGGCCCAAAGCAACGACGAUAACGGAAAUGUGAGCCACCAAGAUGCCAACAGGGCUAAUGUCGUCCAGCCCAACAUGGAUGUCACAGCUGCACAAGACUUGAGAAUCAACACCAAGCGUAAAGCAUCCACCCCACUACCAGAUGAGCGGUCUAGCAAGCAGCCAACUGUUGGCAAACACUCCACAGCCUCUUUAGCCUCCCAGGGUUUUCCCUACACGGGUGCCUACGGCUUCCCUCUGGGCUUCAACCCCGCCAUGCUGGGUGGCUCAUUGGGAAACCCAGUCUACAUGGGGGCAGGCUCGCCUUUCUUCCACCCAUCUCAUAGUGCACUUGGUGAUCCUAGUUUCAUGCCAGAGCUGUUUGCUUUGGGCACAGUCCCCACCUCAUCUUCCACCUCCGCACUGUCCACUUCUACCACCACAGAUGUCUCAAGCUCCUCAUCCCUGGCGUCCUCUGCGUCAAAAGCUUCCACUUUGGCUCUGGGCACCUUACCGCCAUUCAUGCUGAGCCCCAGCCUAGCUGGCAUGGGCGGGAUCCUGCCACCAAAUUUUGCCCUAUCCUAUAGUCAAUCUCUGGCCAGCUUCUACCGGGGGUCAAUGCUCCCCGGUGGGCUUCCCGGUCCAGCAGCAACUCCUGGUCCAGCUGGAGCAAGCUUUCUCUCCCAAUACAAUAUAACUGCUGGCUCAAGUUCCUCAUCGUCAUCGUCCCCUUCAUCAUUUUCCCCGUCGGUACACUCUGAGGACCAAAGGGCCAGAGCUAUUGUCAAUGGCAGGAAUGUCAGUAGCCCCAGCAGCUCAGAUGACAAUGAGGAAGGCAUUGAGGUGAACAGCCAAUGAAAACAAUGAUGAUCAUCCUGUUUGGUGCAGGUUUUUAAAAGAUCCUGUGUGGGGCAAGAGACGUGGCGUUAGAUGAAUGACAACGUGUGCUCUCAUUAUGUCAAGUGCGCACAGUGUUAUCGCUUGAUGCUGAAUUUCUGAACUUUGUUAAAAAUAUCGUUUGGACAGAAGUGGAUUGAAAUCAUGAAACCUUGGCCAUCUGCCUUUGAAAUUUAAUCAUCACUGGACAAAAAAAAGCCUGCCGUGACUGGAAAGGCUUCUUGUUGUGCUACCGAUAAGUGAAAACAAAACAACAGCAGAUUUACCAGGGGAAAAUGGUUGUAUUUUAGUUUAGCUGUAGCAACGGUUAUGUUUGUAUUCUGUCUGUAGGGAUGGAGAUAAUGGUAUAGUUGAGAAAUGGACGAAUUGUGUUUAAAUUGUUGUUGCUAAGUAAUUCCUUGAAGCUGUGAAGGCUAAAAGGAGUGAACUUCUUGACUGCAGCCAGCAGAUGGACUGUUGGUUUAGUCUCAACUAGUUUGCUCUUUAAACAAGGGGAGCUUGACAUCAGCUAAUGCCCACGUCCGCACAGACCUCCGCUAUGGUUCAAGUCUUCUGUUGCAGUAUUCUGCUCAAUAAGACGCUGGAUGGAAUUCAGGACAAUUACAGAGAUACUCCCAUCCAGUUACAAAUCUGCCCAUUCCCAAUUGUUUUGUCACAUCUCGUCUUGCUACUGAAUAUUCAACAGUUUUUUUUAAGAAGUGCGGAAGUAUAAGCAUUUUCAGCUUCUCUGCCAGGUGAGCGGUAUUUUAUGAUUUUGUUCUUGGAAGGAAAUACAAAGAAGACAGGAUGAUGAGGUAAAACUUCUAAAACCUUAAUACAGCAAGAAUGUAUACCUAAUCAAAUGCCUUUGAACUAGGCCUUUAUAAAAGACUCCUACUGAGACGUGACAUCGGAAUAUCAGUUUUUCUGUAAUUUUUUGUAUUAUUUUACCUUUGCCGAAAAACAGACAGGGGGAAAAUGAGGAAAAAAAAACUGUGCUCUCCUCGUAGCGGAGAAACAACCACCAACGCAAAAUGCCUUUUGCCGUUUAUCUUUCUGAAUGUGAACUAAUGAGCAAGGAGAUGCAAAGAGCGGAGUUGAAAUCUCACCCACAGUCUUACUGUAGCCUAGUGACAAAUAAUGCAAAGCACUCACUCAAGCCUAUAUACUGUUAAUGUACAUGCCAACAGGAGUCAAGCUGACCAUACCUGAAUUUUGGUUUUAGUGUUGUUGUCUGUGUUUGUGUGUUAGUUUGAAAUGUGUAAGAAAGAAAGAAAGCAACAGGCGUUCGUGAUAUUACACUUUUUACUCUGUUGGUGUUUCAAUGUUAAGUUGACCUCAUUUGUUUGACUUGAGGUCUUUAUUGAAAUACUUUAUGGGGGAACUUUGCCAAAAACAGCAUAUCUAAAUCCUCUGUCAUAGAGGAUUUUGUCUUAAGCGACCAAAAAUAAAUACCCUGACUUUACUGUUUCCUCAAAUAGUGGGCAUCCCUCUGACAGUCAUUGUAAUGAUAACUUCAUGGAUGUGAUUGUUUACACACUGACAUUAAAGAGUAAAAUGUGCUGUAUGUAUGUUGCUAACCACACGAGCAGCCCUACCGAGGCACAUGUAUUGUCUGCAGUCUUUGCUGCACAUUACAAAACAUGCCAGUACUGGGAGCAUUGUGGAAUUUUCGUCAAAAAAUGUUUCUUUUUUUUUACAAAUAUUUCCUCCCACAUCUUCAGUUAAGUGUAUAUAGCAAACAUCCCUGGCCACUAUUUGCGGAAACAUGCUAUAUAAAUACUGAAUACGGCCAUCAGUCAGUGUGACCUCACGGUUAACACUGCUCUACACUCUACAAUUAGAGACCUGCAUAUGGAGACAAGGACCCCCCCACCACACACACACACACACACCACCACCACCAUUAUGAUCAGUGUAUUCACCUGUUUUGACAUUGUGCUUUCAGAACCAGCAACUCAUUUGUUGUACGAAACAAACAUCACAUCCGUAUACAGAGAAUAAUUGUGAAAGAAUAUUUGUGCUUCAUUCUGAAAUUGUGAGUUUACCUGUUUCAUUUUUGUCUAGACUACGUGAAUUUACCAAGGUUAUUUAUUACAAUGAAUAUUUAUUCAUUUGUAGGGUUUUCAUAGAUUUUUUUUUUUUUUUUUUUUACUUUUGUUGUUACUAAAGUUGGGGGAAACCCCACCACCACCACCGCACACACACACACACACACACACACACACACACACACACACACAACAUGAAAAAAUGCCCUGGCUCCGUUCCAGUUCAUAUUUAAGUGCAGCAUAUGCAUGUGUGGACCAACCAAUCAAAAAUCAGUUUUUCAGAAAGUUGGAGUAAUUAUCAGCCUGCUGACAGUUACACAAGUCAUCUCUUAAAGUUGGUGAUUUUGGAUAAUAAUUCAUCAGCUUCAUAUUUUGUUCAUUGUCAUUUAAUGUCUAUCCAUGUGAAAUCUUUCAUAUAAUGACAGAGUCCUUCAUUAAAGGUUUGAAGUAAAUGUCUGCUCAGAAAUGAUUAUCAUAAUACAUGUCAUUUCUGCAUAUUACACUUCAGCUCAAACCACAGUUAAUUGUUCAGCAAAAAAAAUUGUUAUUGUUAGCAUUGAUUUUUCUUUUUGUUGUCAUAUCAGAAGUGAUGGAAAAGUUUUGGAUGGCAGCUUGCAUUCGCUGUACCAAGUUAAUUUAAUUUUAUAAAUUUUUCUACUUGAAUUUGCAUCUUUAUUUAUACAAAUCAAAGGAAGUCCAAUGAGCAGAGCUGUCUGGAUUUCACGGUGAGAAGAUUGAAAGUGUUGCCUCUCAUGUGUUGUGAAUCCAUGGACGGAGGGUUUUCAGUACUUUUAAGUAGGCAAGUUCUUUGUUCGCUUGUUUUUAAAAGUUUGACAAUAAAAUAACUGUUCCAAAUGUUA